Molecule: messenger RNA, 1540 nt
Organism: Olea europaea var. sylvestris
Lineage: Eukaryota; Viridiplantae; Streptophyta; Magnoliopsida; Lamiales; Oleaceae
Product: UDP-glycosyltransferase 73C5-like
Exons: 1
Coding region: 67-1479 (470 amino acids)
Molecular function (GO): UDP-glycosyltransferase activity
Source: RefSeq, a predicted model, not a curated record
CUUAUAUAAUUUGUGACUGCCAAAAAGAUAAAACUCUCAUCCAAUAUUCUAGCAGUCGAUUCAUCAAUGGCUUCUGAAAUUCAGCAGCUUCAUUUCCUCCUGGUUCCUCUAAUGUCCCAAAGCCAUAUCAUUCCCUUGACAGAUGUUGCCAAGUUAAUUGCACGUCGAGGCGUCACCGUCUCCCUCAUAACAACACCCCUCAAUGCUGCCAGGUACAAACCCAUAAUUGACAAUGCCAUAGAAGAAAACCUCAAGAUUCAAAUGAUUUCCCUGAAAUUUCCAUGUCAUGAAGCUGGACUGCCUGAGGGAUGUGAAAACAUGGAUACAAUCACUUCUCCUCAAUUAGUAAAUCAGUUUUUUCUGGCCUGUGAAUUACUGCAAACCCAACUUGAAAAAUGGAUAGGAGAAUUAGAACCAAAACCUGAUUGCAUGAUUUCCAGUAAUGCUCUACCUUGGACUCAAGAAGUUGCUCAAAAAUUCAAUAUCCCAAGGUAUAUUUUUGAAACAAUUUCUUGUUUCACACUCUUGUGCUCUCGCAAAAUAAUGAAAAUUAUCCAAGACAAAACCAUUGUUUCAAAUUCAGAAUCUUUUUCGAUCCCAGAUAUACCCCACAAAAUUGAAUUCACCAAAUCCCAGUUGCCUGAAUCGAUGGGAGAAAAGUCGGAUAAUUAUAAAGGGCUUGUAGAAAAAAUUUUGCAGGUUGAGGCUUCAGCACAAGGUAUUCUGGUGAACAGUUUUCAAAAUUUGGAGCCAUGGUAUGUUGAAGAAUACAAGAAAACAGUAAAGAAAAAUCUUUGGAGCAUUGGACCAGUUUCUUUGAGUAAUAAUAAACCCUCCAUGAAUGAGCAUCCUUCCAUAGCGUGGCUUGAUUCAAUGAAGCCAAGGUCUGUGAUUUAUGUAUGUUUUGGCAGCCUUUGUCGCAUUUCAUUUGAACAGCUAAAAGAAAUUGGUUCAGGGUUGGAAGCAUCGAAUUUUCCUUUCAUUUGGAUCAUAAGAGGGCAGGAAUCUUCUGCAGAAGUAGAAAAAUGGUUAGCAGAUGACAAGUUUGAAGAAAGGGUUCAAGGGAGAGGCCUAGUAAUCCGAGGAUGGGCGCCACAAGUUUUGAUAUUGUCUCAUUCUUCGAUUGGAGGAUUCUUGACACAUUGUGGCUGGAAUUCUACGUUGGAAGGAGUAUGCGCUGGCGUGCCAAUGAUCACUUGGCCUAUGUUCGCGGAGCAAUUCUAUAAUGAAAAGUUUAUCGUGCAUGUAUUAGGAAUCGGAGUGAGAAUUGGGGUAGAGAAAAGUGGGGGAUUUGUCGAAGGAGAUCAAGUGAAGAGAGCUAUUGAACGGCUUAUGAACGAAGGAGAGGGAGAAGAGAGAAGAAAGAGGGCUCUUAAGCUUGGAGAAACGGCUAAGGAAGCAGUAGAAGAGGGGGGUACAUCUUACUUGAAUAUCUCAAUGUUGAUUCAAGAUGUUAUACAAUUCAAUAUAAAUAAUUAGCAGUUCUUGAAUAUUUAUUAAUUAGUUUAAUAAAUAAUUCAUAAUUAAAACCAGAACUUUG